CGCACCUUCAUAAUCCUCCAAGCUUGAGCGAGAGAAACAAAGCUAUGGCGAUUGGAAUAUUGGAGGUCAAUUUGGUAAAUGGAAAAGGAUUUCGAGGCAAAGAUAUCCUGGGUAAAAUUGACCCUUAUGUUCUGAUUCAGUAUAAGGGCCAAGAACAAAAGAGCAGUGUGGCUAAAAAUGCAAGUGAAAGUCCGGUAUGGAAUGAGAAGUUUAAAUUCCAAGCAGAGUACCCUGGGAGCGGUGGUGAUUACAAGAUCAUCCUCAAAGUCAUGGACAAAGACACUUUUUCUGCUGAUGAUUUCAUUGGCCAAGCCACGAUAUAUAUCAAGGAUUUAUUAGCUUUUGGAGUUGAAAAUGGGAAGUCGGAGAUAUGGCCUCAAAAGUACAGCGUUGUAGGAGCCAACCUUAAGUACAAUGGUGAAAUUAAAGUUGGAGUGAGCUUCACCCUUGAAGGUCAUUGAUCAAAAAACGCUCAAAAUCUGAACCAAAGUGGGAACUAAGUGGCUUGGCUUCACCAAAUCCAACUUGUUGCUCUAACCAAAUUGUACUUUGUUUUGUUUUGUUUUUUUUAUUAAUAAAAUGUAAUCAAAAUAGUCUAAACUAAGUAAAAUAAGAAGCUAAGUAUUUAAUAAUUU
Molecule: messenger RNA, 635 nt
Organism: Cucurbita moschata (crookneck pumpkin)
Lineage: Eukaryota; Viridiplantae; Streptophyta; Magnoliopsida; Cucurbitales; Cucurbitaceae
Product: 16 kDa phloem protein 1-like
Exons: 4
Coding region: 45-461 (138 amino acids)
Source: RefSeq, a predicted model, not a curated record